Molecule: messenger RNA, 801 nt
Organism: Danaus plexippus (monarch butterfly)
Lineage: Eukaryota; Metazoa; Arthropoda; Insecta; Lepidoptera; Nymphalidae
Exons: 1
Coding region: 1-801 (266 amino acids)
Molecular function (GO): catalytic activity
Source: RefSeq, a predicted model, not a curated record
AUGGCUCCAUUACGCAUACUUCAGGCGAAUAUUAACCACUGCGCUGCUGCUCAGGAUCUUCUGCUCCAGAGCAUGGCGGAGUGGUCGAUAAAUGUCGCUGUAGUCUCAGAGCCGUACUUCGUUCCACCCAACGAUCACUGGGUGGUGGACCUGGAUGACUCGGUGACUAUCAUCUCGUCGGCUACCAAUGGCACCCCGACCCUAGAGAGGCCUCAGAGAAGCAGGGGCUGCGUUGCUGCUCGGUUUGGAGAUAUCGCUGUGGUGGGCGUUUACUUCUCUCCGAACCGAUCUCUCUCCGAGUUUCACAACUCCCUUAGGGAUUUGGUUAACGUCGUUAACGAGUUCCGUUCUCUCACUGUGCUCGUCCUAGGGGACUUCAAUGCCAAGAACUUGGCUUGGGGUUCUCGGCUCACCGACGUACGGGGUAGGAUGGUGGAAGACUGGGCUUUAGAGACAGGCCUCGUUAUUCUAAACCAGGGUUCUGUGCCUACGUGCGUGCGGAUGCAGGGUGAGUCGGUGGUGGACAUCUCGUUUGCCAGCCCAACUCUGUCAUCGCGCGUCGUUGACUGGCGCGUCAUGGAGGACGUGGAGACGUAUUCCGACCACCGGUAUAUCCGGUUCGACGUCUUUGCCGAGUCCGAAGACCCGCCGGUCAGGCAGGCGCCCUGUGGAACGCGAUGGGCCCUGAGGCAGCUAGACCGAGAGUUGUUUCUCGAAGCCGCAAUUGUGCAGGCCUGGGUAAUUCCACCAGAAAGGCCUGCCGAAGUCAAUGAGGAGGCAAGAUGGCUCCAGGAUGUGUGA